AUGGCUUCUGACGAGAUUGUCUGGCAGGUUAUCAACCAGCAGUUCUGCGCCUUCAAGCUGAAAACUACGAAAGGUCAGAACUUCUGCAGAAACGAGUACAAUGUAACUGGGCUCUGCAAUCGUCAAUCCUGCCCCCUCGCCAACUCGCGAUACGCCACAAUCCGCAGCGACAAUGGCGUUCUCUACCUCUACAUGAAGACCAUCGAGCGAGCGCACAUGCCGUCAAAACUGUGGGAGCGGAUCAAACUCUCCCAGAACUACGCCACUGCCCUCACACAGAUCGACGAGCGUCUAAUCUACUGGCCCAAAUUUCUACUACAUAAAUGCAAGCAGCGCCUCACUCGAUUGACCCAAGUGGCAAUCACCUCUCGGCGCCUGGCGAAGGAAGAAGAGCGCAUGGGCGAGAAGCUUGUUGGUGUAAAACCAAAGAUCGUCAGACGUGAGGCCACCAGAGAGAGGAAGGCGCUCGCAGCGGCGAAGCUUGAAAAGGCCAUUGAGAAGGAGCUGGUGGAGAGGCUCAGAAGUGGUGCAUAUGGUGACAAACCCCUCAAUGUCGAGGAGAACAUCUGGAAGAAGGUCCUCCGAGGACUUGAGAGGGAAGGAGCAGCAGAGAGAGAUGUGGAUCAUGAUGAUGAGGACGAGGAUGAGGAUGAGGAAGAGCUCGAGGAGGAGGAGGAGGAGGACCUUGACGAGGUCGAGUAUGUUUCGGGUGAUGAGGACCUGGAAGAAGAGGAGCUCGGUGAUCUAGAGGACUGGCUCGACGGGAGCGGUGCCAGUGACUUUGAAGAAGACGACGAGGACGACGAGACCGAUAGUGAGGACGAUGAUAGUGAGGAUGAGGAGCCAGAAGACAAGAAGAAAGCUCCUCUACCAACUACAAAGAAAGAACCCGCGCCCAUCAAGAGGAAAAGAGGACCAACUCCUCAAAACCCAAGGAAACGCGGAGCUCAUAUCGAAAUCGAAUACGAGGACACGCUCCCCCAAGAACGCGAACUGGCCCUCUAA
This is a messenger RNA of Morchella importuna, 1005 nucleotides long. RefSeq lists its product as uncharacterized. Bases 1 to 1005 code for a protein of 334 amino acids. Gene Ontology annotation, cellular component: preribosome, large subunit precursor; nucleolus. NCBI's taxonomy places the organism in Eukaryota, Fungi, Ascomycota, Pezizomycetes, Pezizales, Morchellaceae. The transcript has 4 exons. Gene Ontology annotation, biological process: maturation of 5.8S rRNA; maturation of LSU-rRNA. The record is from RefSeq and is a predicted model, not a curated record.